AUGCAAAUCGGAGACUCGUCAUCGGAAACUACGUCUUCAUCAGAGUUAUCUCAAAAACAACAGGAUCACCUUACGGUCCCCGAACCGCAUCACCCUAAUGAUGAAUAUACGCCCAACACUUCAGCGUCAGCAACAACGCCAACUACAACGGAAGACGAGGACCUGAAGGAUCAUAAAAAGAAAUCACCGCUUCCCCACUCUCCUCGUCGUAAAUUGUCGGGACGUCUGGGACAUCUGUUUCAUCCAUCCCCUCGUCAUGCCAAGCAACCUGGAGAUACCCGUGGCGACAGCAGUGCUUCCAUUGAAAGUAGUGCCUCGGAAUCCUCGUCCACUGGGGCCAAAAUUAGUCGAUCCUUUGGAAAUUUGUUUGCCCACAGCAGCUGGAGAAAGCACCUGCAACAUCAUCACCUCCACCAUCACCAGCACCAGGAGGAACCAUGCUCUCCCUUUGCCGAUGUACCGAGAUUAGCCGAGAAAUAUGGCGAUUAUGUCAAGCCGGCCAAACCCUCUGGCAAAAACUCUGGAGCGACGAAUAAACACAAUAUUGGAAGCGGAGCUACGGCUGUGAUUCGUCUUGUGCAACCGCCCGAUCAUGGACCCAUCUUGGCCGUAAAAGAAUUCAUGAAACGAGAAAAAAACGAAGACCAGCGAGAAUACAUGAAACGUAUGCACAAUGAAUACUGCAUCAGUAAAACGGCGAGUGGUCAUCCCAAUAUCGUGGCAACCAAAGAUCUGGUGCUUGACGAACAUGAUCGUUGGUGUUCUGUCAUGGAAUAUUGUGACGGCGGAGAUCUAUUUAGUUUACUGACGGAGCGGCCUAAUUUAUCACUCAUGGAGCAAGCAUGUCUUUUCAAGCAACUGCUGCUUGGAUUGCAACACUUGCAUCAUCUUGGGAUCGCCCACCGUGACAUUAAACCAGAGAAUCUGUGCUUGACUGCCGGUGGCACUUUGAAAAUUGCCGAUUUUGGUGUAGCGGAUGUAGUGCAAACCUGUUUCGAAAGAGAACCUCAUUCUUGCUACAAAUGGUGCGGAUCCGAACCUUUCUGGAGCCCUGAAAUGUGGACUCUCAAAGAUGCCGAAACGGCCUAUGACGGUCGAGCUUUAGAUGUGUGGAGUGCAGCCAUCACCUACUUCUGUAUUCGUUUCCAAACGUUGCCGUUUAGCAAUGCGUUUUAUACCGAACAUCCAUGCAAAGCGCCUCCUGAAGGAGCGUCUACCGGAUCCCCGGCUGCUGUGGCAGCUCAGGCAGCCGAUGGUGGCGACCCGGCUUUUAGAAAAUAUAUCCAACAACGAAAAGAGGAUCCUAUGCAAUGCGAUUUAUGGCGCCAACCUGACGGCACCAUGAUGGCCGAAGAAGAACGUGAAUGUUUAUCUCAUAUGCUCGACCCCAAUCCGGAAACACGUUGGACAAUCGAUCAAAUCGUUGAAUGUCCUUGGGUGCAAAAAGUUGAAAUGUGCAAUGAUGGCGAACUUCCCAACGGAUGGCGACAUUAUCAUUGCUGCAAAUAA
Radiomyces spectabilis is the source of this 1509-nucleotide messenger RNA. RefSeq names its product kinase-like domain-containing protein. NCBI's taxonomy places the organism in Eukaryota, Fungi, Mucoromycota, Mucoromycetes, Mucorales, Radiomycetaceae. Gene Ontology annotation, molecular function: ATP binding; protein serine/threonine kinase activity. Gene Ontology annotation, biological process: intracellular signal transduction; protein phosphorylation. The record is from RefSeq and is a predicted model, not a curated record. Bases 1 to 1509 code for a protein of 502 amino acids. The transcript has 2 exons.